Messenger RNA from Xenopus tropicalis (tropical clawed frog), 2383 nucleotides. RefSeq names its product intraflagellar transport 81 (gene ift81). Gene Ontology annotation, cellular component: cilium; microtubule organizing center; intraciliary transport particle B. The transcript has 19 exons. Gene Ontology annotation, biological process: microtubule-based movement; cilium assembly; intraciliary transport. The record is from RefSeq and is a predicted model, not a curated record. Gene Ontology annotation, molecular function: tubulin binding. Bases 145 to 2169 code for a protein of 674 amino acids. NCBI's taxonomy places the organism in Eukaryota, Metazoa, Chordata, Amphibia, Anura, Pipidae.
AAAGCAGAGGGUAUGUGUCUAAUUGAUAGGCUAAUCCCAGGAAGUGGCGUCAGAAGCUAACGGAAGUGUUGUCUUGGCAACUGUCUCACGCGAGUUUGUUCCAGAUUACCUUUUGCUGUUGUCAGGUCUGACAUUACAUUGAAGAUGAGUGAUCAACUAAAAUUCAUUGUUGAAAAGCUAAACAAGGAACCUUUUAAGAAAAACUACAACUUAAUAACAUUUGAUUCUCUGGAACCUAUGCAGUUAUUACAGGUUUUGAAUGAUGUUCUUGCAGAAAUUGAUCCAAAGCACUCCGUUGACAUAAGAGAGGAAAUGCCAGAUCAGACUGCUAAACGGAUGUUGAGUGUUCUUGGAAUCCUAAAGUAUAAACCUCCAGGAAACAUAGGAGAUAUGAGUGUUUUUCGGCAAGGAUUAGUUGUUGGAAGCAAACCCAUAAUUCACCCAGUGCUGUACUGGCUACUCCAGCGAACAAAUGACCUGAAGAAGAGGGCUUACUUGUCACGAUUCUUGGUCAGGCUGGAAGUUCCAGAAGAGUUUCUUCAGGAUGAUAUAGUAUCUGAGACUAAUAAGCAGUAUGAAGAAUUAAUGGAGAACUUUAAAAUGAUCCAUAAAGAGUGUGAACAACUUAAAUCUUCUGGAUUUUCCACUGCAGAGAUCAGACGGGAUAUCAGUGCAAUGGAAGAAGAGAAAGAUCAGCUCAUUAAGAGAGUGGAACGUCUUAAAAAAAGGGUAGAGACAGUGCAGAAUCAUCAGCGGAUGCUUGAAAUAGCAAGACAGCUGCGUGUUGAAAAGGAAAGGGAAGAAUCCUUGGCACAGCAGAAACAAGAACAGAAGAAUCAGCUGUUUCAUGCAGAACAGAGGCUGCAAAGAGCACAACUUCAGCUGAAGAAUAUGCGCAAUGCUGCUGCAGAUGCAAAACCUGAAGGUCUUAUGAAAAGACUGGAAGAGGAAAUGAAAUUUCAUUCAUAUAUGGUUUCUGAAAAGCUUCCGAAAGAACUAGAGAGCAAACGGCAGACUUUGCAUUUCCAGCAGAAAGUUGUCUCAGAGCCAGCAAUGAGUCAAGCUGAUCUAACUGAGCUUGAAGAAAAGAUCCAUGAAGUAAAUUUGCAGAUUAAUCAGCUGAUUGAAAAUCGAAUGAGAAAUGAUCCAAUGGAUGACAAACUGUCUCUUUUUCGGCAACAGGCUGCUAUUAUAGCACGAAAGAAAGAAACCAAAGCUGAGGAAUUACAGGAGGCAAAAGAAGAGAUUGCCAACUUAGAGAGAGAAAUAGCACAAAAAUCCAGUCAGGCUCGAGAUAUUGAUGGAUCUGAAGUACUAAGAGGAGAUGAGUUUAAACAUUAUGUCAGCAAAUUGAGAUUCAAAAGCUCAGUCUAUAAGAAAAAACGACAGGAGCUGGCAGAACUUAGUGCUGAGAAUGGCGUCUUGCAGAGGACAGAGGAGAUCUUGAAACAACGACAUGAGAAUAUACAGCAACAGCUGCAAGCAAUUGAACAGAAAAAAGGUAUUCUUGGGUACAGUGACACGCAGGAGGAAUUGGAGAGGGUGUCAGCGUUGAAGAGUGAAGUGGAUGAAAUGAAAGGAAGGACUCUGGAUGACAUUUCUGAUAUGGUAAAGAAAUUGAAUUCCAGGAUAGCAGAGAAAAAGUCAGGACUGGCUCCAGUUAUUAAAGAGUUGAGACCAUUACGUCAGAGAUGCCAGGAACUGACUCAAGAACACGAUGACAAGAAAGCUCAAUAUGACAGCUGUGCUGCCGGCCUAGAGAGUAACCGAUCAAAAUCAGAGCAGGAAGUUCGAGGACUUAGGGAAGAGUGCAGCCAAUUAGAGAGUCAGUAUCAUCUCAUCAACUUGAUGAAGAAGAGUGUUGAAGUACAGAUACAACGAGCAGCAGAUGAAAUGAAAGCUUAUGUUUCUCCUGACCCACAGGAUCGCAGAAAAGCUAUCAGGGAACAGUAUUCAAGAAAUAUCUUAGAGCAAGAAAAUCUUGGAAAGGCGCUUAGGGAAAAGCAGAAAUUAGUGCGAGAAAGCCAUGGGCCAAAUAUGAAACAAGUGAAGAUGUGGCGCGACUUUGAAAAAUUGAUGGAAUGUAAGAAGUCUUGUUUUCAGAAGCAACAACAGGCAUCGAUUGGCCAAGUUAUUCAAGGAGGUGGGGAAGACUUACUCAUAUUAUAAAAGCACCGCCUCCUUUCAUGUAGUCUUGUUUUACAUAUGUAUGUAUGUCUGUAAUUUAAUGUAGCCGUUCUGUGACAGAACAUGUAAUGGUUUUAGCCCUAUGAUCAUUUAUAUUAAGCCAAGAGAAGACAGUUCAAAUACAGAUAAUUCUUUUUCUGCUAAGAACAUUAAACAAGAUGUUGUUUUUCAAUCAAUAAAUUUUAACCUGAUUAAA